GGAGGGGCGCGGAGGGGCGCGGAGCCGCCAUGCGCGGGGCCGCCGGGCGCGAUCUGCCGCUGGUGCUGCUGGUGCUGGCGGCGGCGGCGGCGGGGCCGGGAGGCGGCGAGGAGGCGAUCCAGUGCCCGCCGUGCUCGGAGGAGCGGCUGGCGCGGUGCAAAGCUCCGCAGGGCUGCGCGGAGCUGGUGCGGGAGCCCGGCUGCGGCUGCUGCGCGACCUGCGCCCUCGGCCGCGGCACCGCUUGCGGCGUUUACACCGCCCGCUGCGGCGCCGGGCUGCGGUGCUACCCCCCCCGCGGCGUGCCCCGGCCCCUGCACACCCUCAUGCACGGCCAGGGCAUCUGCACCGACCUGGCCGACGUCGAGGCCAUCCAGGAGAGCCUCCAGCCCCCAGAGAAGGAGGAGAUCGACCACCCCAACAACAGCUUCAGCCCCUGCAGCAUCCACGACCGCAAGUGCCUGCAGAAGCAACAGGCGAAGCGCGUCAACAACGGCAACAAGAUGCGCAACAGCGGGAGCCCGUACCACCGCGAGGAGACGCGGCCCAUAGCACAGGGCUCGUGCCAGAGCGAGCUGCACCGGGCGCUGGAGAGGCUGGCGGCCUCGCAGACCCGCACCCAUGAGGACCUGUACGUCAUCCCCAUCCCCAACUGCGACCGCAACGGCAACUUCCACCCCAAGCAGUGUCACCCAGCGCUGGACGGGCAGCGGGGCAAGUGCUGGUGCGUGGACCGCAAGACGGGGGUGAAGCUGCCGGGCUUCCUGGAGCUGAAAGGGGACUUGGACUGUCACCAGCUGGCGGACAGCAUGUGAGCACGACCGCGGCGGCCCCGCGCCGUGCCGCGGCCAGGACACCCCCCGGGGCCGCGUAGGAGAGGAAGAGAGGGGACGUGAGCGCCGAGCAGCUCCCCGGUGCCGGGGGAUCCCGGCACGCACCCCGGCUCGCCACUGCGCUCUGCGCCACGGGCUGCCCACGGCACGGGGCACGGCACCACGACCUGUGCCACAAGCACUAGCUGCCACCGCCGAGGGGUCCCCGGCGCGUGCCAGCAGCACCUCCAUCCCGCACGGACACUUGCUUGGACAGAUGCUGCCCCGGGGCUGGGGUCCGGCUGCCGGGGUGGAGCGAGUGGAGAGCACCCACGAUGCUGCUGCCCACCCAUCCCGUUGUGCCCCCCCCCCCCCCCACCGGAUUUCUCCCCGGCCCCUCCAUGCUGUGGCGUGGCCGGGGCACCCAGAGCCCGGCGGCUGCGGCAGAGGCUCAGCUGCUGCCCCGGCCCAGCCCCUCGUGGGGUGCCACAGCAGCACCCCCACCCACAGUGCCUUGCUGUCCACCCCAGACCUCUGCCUGUGGCAGCAGAAGUGCCUCAUCCCGCCCUCCCCGGCGGCGGGAGGCUGCCCGGGCAAGGACCGGGGGGGGCCUGGAGACACCCCCCCUCCCCACCUGCCUAGGGCCCUCCCUGCCACCAUCUCACCCAAAGCGUGUGGGUGUGACGGGCAUCGCAGCCGCACAGGGCGAUAAGAGACCUUCCCCCUCCCCGCUGCCGCCCCCCAGCCCCCCGGCCCAGCCCCAUCCUGCUCCCCGUGCAGGGACAAAGGUGGCGGCCGCAGCGUUGCCCCCCCCCAUCCAUCCUGUGUCCCCCUGCCCGUCCCUGGGGCGAGGGGGGGUCGGGCACCCCCAGGUGUGCAGGGGUGCAUCCCUGCAGGGAGGGUCGGGGGACGAGGGAUGCCCAGGAAAUUUCUCCCAGCAGGAAGGGCUUCUUUUGUGGUGUUUUUUUUUUUUUUUUUUUUUUGUUUUUUUUUUUUUCCCCAAAGAUUUUUAAUAUUUAAAAAAUGUUGCUGGUGUGAUCUUAAAACUGACCGUGUGGCCCCUGAGGCUGAAAUCCUCCAUCUCCGCAGAACGGGGCACCACUGGUGAUGGUUUCUGUCUUCUCUUCUUCCAACUUGGCCAACAUGACAAAACUGGGAUGAAUUUCUGGAACGUCUCAGUGAUGGGAUCUGCAGAUUUUGCCAGCACAAAGUUCUCAGCUGAGAAAUUGUAACUAUUUUUGUAGGGUGUUUUUUUUCCGUUUUUUUUGAAGCUCUUCUGUGGGAGCCAGCUGGAUUGGAAAUUUUUCACCUGAAUGUCUUUUAGGUGAGAAACGGCUAUUCUGGCUGCCAUGGCAAGCAUGCCAAAGGCGGAGGGGAUUUUGCCAAUCACCCCCCUCCAAGACACCCCCCCCCCCCCCAGCUCUGUGGCCACAGCGGGAGGUUUUGGGUUUCUGUGUGGAUUUGCCCUGGCCAUGCCGGCAGGUGCCAAGGCACAAAAUGUUUCAGUUUUAGUGAAACGCCCUUGUGCCCCCCUGGACCCCAGCAGCUCCCUGGCGCGGCGCGGCACGGCACAGCGCGGCACAGCAGCUCCCCGGCACGGGGCUGGGGGUGACGUCCCUGCGUGUCUCGGCGGGGACACGGGUGGGGACAGGGAUUGGCGAGUGCCACCAUCGUGCUGGCCGGCCGGCGAGGGCAGAGCGAGCCGGGACAGGGGCUGACGCUGGGCUCAGCGUUGCAGCUUACCGGCACGGCUUCGCCUGGCUUUUUGGUCGGGUGACAGUGUCCCCAUGUCACGCCCCGUGUCCCCAGCUGCACGUGUCCCAGCGUGGCCCCAGCGCCUUCCACCACGGGUCCCGUGGGGCUGCGCUCCUGCCCCUGCCCUGCUGCAAAGCGCUGGCCCCAGCAGCGUCCUGCGGAGCUGUCGAGCUGCCGGCUGCAUCCCUGCUCGGUGCCUCACCGGGCUCCUGCCAGCCCCCCUGCUUGGGAUGGCACUGUGCCGGACCCCCGUCCUGCCCCCCCCGUGCCCUGCCAGACCCCGUGCCUGCCCCACUGCCUGCCUGCUUGGAGGUCCCUGCUGGAACCCCCAGACCCCCCAGUGCAAGGCUGGGGUUCCCAGGGCGCGGGGAGGUGCUGCUGGGGACCAUGGCUGGUCCCGGUGCGGGUCCCACGUGGCCGCGCCAGCAGACAGCAGUGGGGUGCAGGAUGUGGUGGCAGCCCCAGCCCAGUGGGCUCAGCCCCUCCAGAGCCUCCCGGGCAGCGCUGGCAGAUCCAGCGGAGCCUCUCCCAGUUUUGGGGUGGCCAGGGGGGUGACUGGGGGCACCGGUGCUCGCCAGGGCUCAUUUUGUGUCCAGCUCAGAGGGCUCCAGUGAUUUAUAUCGUCUCUCCUGUAGUUUAAGGCUGUAUUUACACACGCUCAUAUACCAGCGUAAGGCUCCCCAACCCCAGCGGCGUUUUUCCACGCCAGUGUGAUUUCUGUCAGUUCCUCCUGGGCCAAGCCCAUCCCUUCGGUCUCCCAUGUAGCACCAACCCUCUUUUGCAGUAAACUUGAACCUUUGUAUUGUCAAAAAAAAAAAAAAAAGGUAAUUACUAUAUUUAA
Tyto alba (common barn owl) is the source of this 3405-nucleotide messenger RNA. It is a transcript of the gene IGFBP4, whose product is annotated as insulin like growth factor binding protein 4. NCBI's taxonomy places the organism in Eukaryota, Metazoa, Chordata, Aves, Strigiformes, Tytonidae. Gene Ontology annotation, molecular function: insulin-like growth factor I binding; insulin-like growth factor II binding. The record is from RefSeq and is a predicted model, not a curated record. Gene Ontology annotation, biological process: regulation of insulin-like growth factor receptor signaling pathway. The transcript is spliced from 4 exons. Bases 30 to 812 code for a protein of 260 amino acids. Gene Ontology annotation, cellular component: extracellular region.